AUGUCUCCCAAGUCUACUCAUGUUGAUAGUGCCUUUCUAGGCAUGGGUGGUUACCACUCUAACCCAUAUCGUGAUAAUCCUGUUAUUUCUGAGGCCCCGUUGAGCCCUGCUGCUGCGUGGCCUGCACCGUUGUCUCCCUGUCUUCUCGCUGAGCCCACUCCUGUCAUGAACAUCAAGCCUGUCACCAGCGCUGAGACUAUGGAAGCCAAUUAUGCUCAUGAAUUUGCUCCCCAAGGCAUUCCAUCUGCAUAUCCUGCGUCCUCAACUGCAUUUCAACAGGACAGCGUUGGCUAUUCUCAUGUCCCAACCACCACUGCAUCUCUCAUGUAUCCUGUCAACUCGGCUUGGACCACUCAGUCAUAUUGGGCAACAGCUGAAGGUGCUACUGCCGGUGCUGCUAGCCUUGUUCCCAGUUCUGUCAGUGGCCUUGCCUCCCCUUCUGUCGACGUGGUUCCUGUAAACGGUACUCCGGUCACUUCAGACGACCAUUCUGUUCACUAUCCAGUUGGCACGUACCAUACCUUUGCACAAAGCUACCAGCAUGCCCAACCUUUUGCUUAUGUCGCUGCUACUUAUGACUCUACUUAUGGCUCUGUUACUUAUGGUCUUACCACAAACCAAGGUAUGACGGGACCUCAGAUUGGGGCUCCUCAGCAGUUCAUGUCCGCUGACGAGGUUACAACCAUUUUUCCGGCACCUGUUUCAUACGUGGUACCUUCGUCCAUCGAGCCUGCUUCAGCCAUGCCUGACCCAGGUACUCCUUCAGGCAGGGGGGCUGCAACCCUGGAAGCUUCAGGGGUUAUGCCACCCACACCUGAUUGCUCAUUGACUCACCACCAUAUCCCUGAAUCCGCAAUGGUUCCUCCAGGAGCUCCGGUGAGGCCUGGCGCUUAUCGUCGUCGUGACAAGCGAUACCGCUACGUUACAUUUGCUCAAAAUCCAGGGGCUCAGGGUAUGGGAGGACACUAUGUUGUAAUGACAUCUACCGUCCCAGUCCCAUAUGACCAGGGAUCCCCGGCCAGCGACACCGACACCGACACCGACACUUCGACCGACGAGUCCGAUUCUUGGCGUUUUUCCAGCUCGUUCACUACUCCUUUGUCACCGGCUCAGCGUGACAGGCAGAGAGUCUUGGAUACCAUCCCACCCCUCAAACUGCGAGAAAUGCGAAAAAUCCCAAUCCCAACACCAGGCGACAACGUUGCUAGAGACCGUUACAUUGUCAUGGGAAAGAGCUUGAAACUGUCGUAUGGGCAGAUUCGCGCGAUUGCAGGCUGGACUGCCGCUGAGUCGACUCUUCGUGGUCGUUUCCGUAAUUGCACCAAGGAAAAGCAUGAGCGUGUGCGCAAACCAGAAUGGACCUUGAUAGAUAUCGUCCUUCUCCAGCAAGGUGUCUUGGAGCAAGCCACCACACUUCUAAAUAACACGGCGCCUCGUCGCAAACCCAACGGAGAAAUCUACCGCCAUGAGCCUGGCAAGGUGUACACUGUCUCAACCCUCCCUUUGGGUAUUGAGAAAGAUAUCUCCUGGAAGGGUGUUGGUGAAUUCAUUAUCAACCACGGUGGAACCUAUCGCUUCGGCGCUAUGACCACCAAGAAGAAGUGGUUCGCGGUGACUGGUCGCGCCCAACAGGUCUGAUUUCUCU
Messenger RNA from Talaromyces stipitatus ATCC 10500, 1645 nucleotides. RefSeq lists its product as uncharacterized. The record is from RefSeq and is a predicted model, not a curated record. The coding region runs from base 1 to 1638 and encodes 545 amino acids. The transcript has 2 exons. Lineage: Eukaryota; Fungi; Ascomycota; Eurotiomycetes; Eurotiales; Trichocomaceae.